Molecule: messenger RNA, 2078 nt
Organism: Cyprinodon tularosa
Lineage: Eukaryota; Metazoa; Chordata; Actinopteri; Cyprinodontiformes; Cyprinodontidae
Gene: ghsra
Product: growth hormone secretagogue receptor a
Exons: 2
Coding region: 825-1946 (373 amino acids)
Biological process (GO): hormone-mediated signaling pathway; G protein-coupled receptor signaling pathway
Cellular component (GO): plasma membrane
Molecular function (GO): growth hormone secretagogue receptor activity
Source: RefSeq, a predicted model, not a curated record
UCCAAAGCGCCGGUACUGGGAGUGGUGGCUGAAUCUAGGAUAUAUAUUUUUUUCAGUCAUCAGUUUCAACACCUAUUGCUUGUGAAAAUGCGUCGCCCUAUUGUGAUUUUUGUCAGUUUUAUAAAACUGUGUUUUUUUCGUCGGGUGGAAUUUGUUGUCACGGUGGUUGUUUUUUGUCCGUUUGUGUUUGGGUGAAUCCGUACCUCUGUGCACUCCCAGGAGACUCGCUUCUAACUGCAGCUGCAUCAAAGAACCUGGAGACUGACUCACCAUCACCUGCCUCCGAAGCAACUCCUAAAACGAUUCCCUGUUCUGGAUAGUGUCUGAUAUCAGGAACCUUUACGCAUGAAAGACUUCAAGAUGAGGUUGAUUUUCUCAACAAUGCAAAAUAAGUUGGACAUGUAAGUGCGAUCAAGGCCACUGAAAUCAAUCCAUGAAUUUGUCUGACUUCUUUUUGAUCCGUAUAUAUCUCCCAGUUUAAAUGUAUGAGUGUGUUUCUUACCCCGACUUCUGUUUGGGAGACGUAACGGAAACUAUUUAAUAAGUUGCUUUAAAAAUCCAAGGGAAUUCAAAACUCGAACAUCAUCGAUGUAUUGGAGGAUAAAAUGGCUUAAAGUAUAUUCUUUGUGCUAUAUUUUCAAUUUUCCGUAACCUUCCAACAGACCUUUACGCAACGCGCAUCUGGAUCUUGUUUUUACGCGCGCCUGCCAUUCUUUAUUAUGAACGCUGGAGUGAACACCUCCAAGGGGAAUGAGGACUCUAAUUUCCAGAGUGACUUUACAGAACGGGGGGAGGCCGGGCCCUUUGUAUAACCACGCUGCAGCAUGCCCUCCUUCCCCAACGACUCGGAGUGCCUCCUGCGUAACUGCAGCUGGGAGGAGAUCUACAACACAAGCGGCGCUGAUCAGCCUGCACCUCCGCUCAACUACUACUCAAUCCCUCUCCUCACGUUAAUCACCGUCGCCUGUUCGCUGCUGUUUCUGGUUGGAAUGACAGGGAAUGUCAUGACCAUCCUGGUGGUGAGCAAGUACAGGGACAUGCGCACCACCACUAACCUCUACCUGUGCAGCAUGGCUAUGUCCGAUCUGCUUAUUUUUCUUUGCAUGCCACUGGACCUCUAUCGUAUGUGGAGGUACCGGCCUUGGAACCUCGGAGAUGCGCUCUGCAAACUUUUCCAGUUCGUGUCAGAGUCUUGCACCUAUUCCACCAUCCUGAACAUCACCGCGCUGUCAGUGGAGCGCUAUCUGGCUAUAUGUUUCCCACUGCGCGCCAAGGCUCUGGUAACCAAAAGGAGAGUGCGCGCACUGAUCUGCAUCCUUUGGACGGUAUCCCUGUUUAGCGCAGGGCCUGUGUUUGUUCUGGUGGGAGUGGAGAGGGACAGUAAUGAACAAUCUAACACUUUGGACGUUGAAGACACGCGGGAGUGCAAGAUGACACAGUACGCAGUUGAGUCGGGUCUAAUGGGAGCCAUGGUGUGGCUGAGUUCGGUGUUUUUCUUCAUGCCAGUGUUUUGUCUGACGGUGCUGUACAGCCUCAUAGGCCGCAGACUGUGGCAGAGGCACAGAGAGACUAAUAUGAGCUCCCGUGUGGCUCACAGGGACAAAAGUAAUAGACAGACCAUCAAGAUGCUGGUGGUGGUUGUGCUGGCGUUUGUCUUGUGCUGGUUACCCUUCCACGUGGGUCGCUACCUGCAGUUCCGCUCCCUUGACGCUCCAUCUCCACUGCUGUCCGUGCUGUCUGAGUACUGCAGCCUGCUGUCUGUCGUGCUCUUCUACCUGAGCGCAGCGAUAAACCCUAUCCUCUACAACACUAUGUCAUGGAAGUACCGCGGUGCAGCAGCACGCCUAUUUGGACUGACUGACGGGCAGCCAUCCCGGUGCCGCACAGCCAGCACUUUAAAGGGAGAUAGCUCGAAUGGCUGGACCGAAUCCACAGUGAGUUUGUGAAUGCAACUUUGUUGAUCCAAAGACCUGAAAUGCAUUACUUCUAUUGGAGAGAAGAACAGUCUCCAAGAAAUUGCUUCUAUUGACUAAAAUAACAAAAAGGGUGAAAAAUGCUUAAUCUGAAUUGUUUCAAUA